Messenger RNA from Tilletiaria anomala UBC 951, 528 nucleotides. RefSeq lists its product as uncharacterized. The record is from RefSeq and is a predicted model, not a curated record. Lineage: Eukaryota; Fungi; Basidiomycota; Exobasidiomycetes; Georgefischeriales; Tilletiariaceae. The transcript has 2 exons. The annotation marks the transcript as partial.
AUGACGCUCGUGGACAGCGGCUCGGACGAGCUGCAGACCAUCUGGUCGCUCGUCGCCGAGCUCUCCUCACAGCUCUCUGCCAACAAAGAGCUCUGCGUGUCGCUGCAGCAGCAAGCCGAUCAGCUUAAGGGGCAGAUUCAUCACAACAACACCGGCUUCACCUUGCGCAGAUUCAAUGUCGACAUCAGCAAGGAGAAUUUCGAGAGCGAGCUCGAAAAGAUCAACGUUGCUCUCGUUCGGGAAAACACUGCGUUGCAGCAUGAAAAUAAGCAGCUGAACCAGCUCCUGCGAGAACAUGAGCAAACGCUUGAGUCAGUCAUGGUCAAGUUCCGCAACUUUUCACACUCAACACAGCAUCACAUUCUCGAGCUGACGCAGCACUACGAAGGAUUGUUGUCUACGCAAUCGUACAAUCAGGCAUCUUCGUCGCUGCGCGCUACGACAGCGUCCUCUUCUACACUCACUCACUUGGGUGAUCUAGUACGGCGAGCGCUUCGUGUCAUUGACGGUGAAGUCGACGACAUGGAG